CAUCUCCAUGUCGGCGGUUGCGCUAGAGGUCAGCGGUUCCUGCAUUGAACGCUUCCGUGACGCGCUCGGCAACAUUGUCACCGUCGACCCGGUGGUGGGUGCGGCCAUCCAGUCGACAAGGCCUCUUGCACGUCUGUCGCAGCUGUCCUACGUGCAGCUGCAUACGGAUGGACUGGCGAAUGUGGUGGUGGAACCCACUGAUCGGUUCAUCGAGCUCGGCCCUCAUGACGUGCGGAUACUGCCCAAUCCACCUGUUAACGACAACCCCAACGUCGCCAACCUCGCCCCGACGCUCAUGGUCCCGUACGGCACGUUCACUGAGUACGUCGGCAACGGGGAGACGUACAAGAAGGUGGACGCCAUGAUCGCCGUCCAAGACGUUUCCGGACCGGUGCCUUUGCCUUUCAAGGUAUCCCUGAAGGCGCGUGCUGCUGCCCUUCCUUCCGCGAUGGAGCGACUGCUGCAGAGCGCAGCCUCCCAGCAGCUGCCACUGUACGCGAACGGGUUCCAUGAGCGCAAGAACCCCACGUACGGAGGAACCAUGUGGAUCAACAACACCUACUUCUUCGGCGCCCCCGUUACGCGCCGGGUUCAGCCAUUCCUGGAGAGGGCUAACGCCGCCAUCGCUGCUGCGGGUAACCCUGUCCCGGUUGCGUGGACGAGCCGCCUGGCGCAGGAGUGGGACGCAACCAUCGAGUCGGCACUUCCGCAAGACGGAGUGAUGGAGAACGCCUCCGUCCAGCCUCUGAUCGUCAGGCCCGUGCUUGGCGAGGCCCACGUUUUCCCGAUGGCCCUCACUCACCAGGGUCGCCACUACGCGGUGUACGCUGACACCCUGGAUGUCCUCCGCCACGUCCCCGGUUACGUCCAGGAGUUCGGCGACGUCGACAUUUCGGAGGUGCCGCAGCGGUCCCUGUCCCGCUUCCUGCAGGAGCCGUUCGAUCUGCAUGUCGACGUGGAUAUCCGGACCAUUGACCGCCACACCCGGAUCGUCCGCAUGACGCCGCGAUAGUAGGGUAGUUGAUUGAUGCCCGUGCGGUCGUUAUGUUUGUCUCGGCAGGGACAACUACAUGCGGAGUACCAUGAAGUGCGGGGCAGUGUUGCGUCAGGUGUCGCUGACAUGUCGAAUGGUCCCUUCUGGAUGGAUUGCUGUUGUCGUACACACUGCUAUCCCCACCGUCUGUACGGUAUAAGAAAUGGAAUGUUGGUGUGGCCGUGUUGAUAAGAAAUGGAAUGUUUUGGUGUGGCCGUACAUGUUGCUGUCUUUCCGUACAUUCUGCUGUGUCUACCGACCGCAUGUGCCUAUAGGAAAUGGACCGAAUGACAAGGUGCGUCGGUGGUGCAUGUGAUGUGCUGCGUCGU
Messenger RNA from Astrephomene gubernaculifera, 1362 nucleotides. The record is from the annotation of a GenBank genome assembly. NCBI's taxonomy places the organism in Eukaryota, Viridiplantae, Chlorophyta, Chlorophyceae, Chlamydomonadales, Astrephomenaceae.